Molecule: messenger RNA, 3175 nt
Organism: Microstroma glucosiphilum
Lineage: Eukaryota; Fungi; Basidiomycota; Exobasidiomycetes; Microstromatales; Microstromataceae
Product: SPRY-domain-containing protein
Exons: 1
Coding region: 389-3025 (878 amino acids)
Molecular function (GO): protein binding
Source: RefSeq, a predicted model, not a curated record
CUCUCAUUGCAAUUCACGAUCCACAUCCUAUCCUCCUACUAGACUGGUGUGCACCACUGCAGCACCCUCGCAUCGUACAGCGCAGGCAGACGGCCUCCUUUGCGGCCUCGUCGUCGGGUCAAGCUUGAGGUACGGGAGCAAUUUUGCCUCCUUUGGCCCCUCCACCGUUCCAUCCGCCGUGUCUGGCACGCAAAGCCACCCUCGUUGCAAGCCGUCGCUUUCAUCCUCGCAACCAUCAUCGUCGUCGAAUUCUGUGCUCAGACAGUACUCUUCUGUGACGACUCCACACAGCGAUCUGGACGCUGGCAGUGCCGUACGUCAUCCAGCUGCAAACAGAGGCCUAAGCCAAUUGUUUCACAAGGUCUUUACUUCUCCUCCGCCUGCAGCAAUGUCUCUCGUACCCGUAUCCUCGCGAAAAUGGGAGGCCACACCCCCUGCCUCCUCUUCCUCAGAAGCUCGCGAUGUAACAGAUUACUCUUCCCUGGCCUCCUCAUCGUCAUCCUCCUCCAGCCACUCUCCUCGACCCCUCAUCGAUGAAGCUUUGUUAGAGCAGUCCUGGGACGACAUCGUGUCUUCCCGUAUCCCCUCGCGCUCCUCUGCUAAACCGGAUGACAGAUCGCUCUGGCAACAUUGGGUGCAAAGUACGAUUGACUCAAUGGCCGACGAGGACUCGACUUUCUUCCUUUCCUCGGCCACUGGACCGUCGAGGGAAAUCCGUCAGCAAGUUCCGGCCUUGUCUUAUCCACAGUCCGGACAAGGGAAACGGCAACGUGGUGGCUCCUCAGAGGAAGCUGCAAGCAGUCGAGCGAUGGGGGAGGCAAGUCGGCUAGCCUUCAAGAGUCCGAGCCAGCCAAGGGCUUAUCAGGAUGACCGAGCUCAGAAGCAAAAAUCGAGGUCGCCUCGGCGACGGACCGCCUCUGCGCCUAGUGGCGGGAGCGAUAGCGUUCCCAGAUGGGUUCAGGCCCUUGGCAGUCAGGUGGUCAGCAGCCAAACACAGCAGCAAGUGCCCUUCGAAGGUGGACCACCCGAUACACUUCCUUCCCAGACGCCCUUUCCUCCGCCACAAGCGCCGACUGCUCGACCUAUGCCAGGAGGCGGCAACAAUGACAGCGCUCUCAUCAUCCUCCUACCGCUGCUGGUGCUCCUCUCAACGCUGCUCUUGGUAUUGCUUCUUUUCCUCAUCCUGCUGAUUGUCAUACGCAGGAGAGCAAGGAUAGCUCUGUUGUCCAGUGAUGGCCCGCUGGACGUGGGCCGGGAAGAGGAGCUUGAGGGUACAGGCGGACUUGAGGGUCUUGAGGAUCGCUGGCUGGAGACGGUGGAUGAGCCCACUCGUCGGGGAUACUCUCGGGCCAAGGCUUGGCUCCUCUCCCAUCCCCCGAGCUCCACAGCUACAGAGAUGACAAUGUCACAACUUUUGUCCAUCCAGGAGAAGGGCGUCUCGGCAUGGUCUUUUGAACCAGAUUACGAGGCGAACUCAUCCUGCUAUGUCGAAGCUCGUACGGAGAUCACCUUCGUGGCCGAUGGUCAGGGCAUGGCACCUCAAGAAGGUGGUGGCUGUUCUGUUCAGAGCAAUCUCCCUCUCCCAAAGAUCAACGAAGUGUACUACUGGGAGGCUAAAAUUUUCACCAAGCCAGAGACGACGACGAUCUCCGUCGGUCUAGCUACCAAGCCUUACCCCUCUUUCCGUCUACCUGGAUGGAGCAAGUACUCGGUCGGCUUCUUCUCUUCGGACGGAUUCAAGUGCCACAACUACCCUUUCGCUGCUCAGUCCUACGGCCCAGCAUACGUGCAGGGAGAUGUCAUUGGGAUCGGAUACCGUCCGCGAACCGGAACGGCCUUCUUCACUCGCAAUGGAAAGAAGCUCGAGGACGCCUUCGUCGGACUCAACCGCUACAAUCUCUUUCCAACCAUCGGAGCCAACGGGCCUGCUGAAGUCCACGUCAAUCUCGGCCAGGCUGCAUUCGUCGUCAUCGAAGCGAAUGUAAAGAAGUGGGGUUUGGCUCCGAUGAAUGGGACUCUGGGUCCUCCCCCAGCAUAUGGCCAGGAGAGGGGUAGCAUCCUAAUUGAAGCAGGCCAGAGCUCGUCAGGCGGCAGGAUGACGCCACCGCCACCGGUGUCACCACCUAGGAGUGAGGCUGGAAACAGUCAGGGGCUGCAGAUUCCGUACGGUCAUGGCCGCCGUCGGCGAGGCAACGAGAGUAGGAGAGGGCGACAGGCGAUCAAUGCUGCGAGUCAUCAAGCAGGCGUGAUGGCCGAGCAGGAGGCAGCAGAGCGGGAUCGAGAGCGUCAGGAGGAGGAAUAUUCGAACCCCGGCAGAGAGAGGAGGGCUUCGACCUCGUCUUCCAUCUCUGAAGCCCCUCUCAAUCCGCCCACACCGGGUCACCUCGAUAUCAGCCUGCAUUCGCUAAGAGGAAGCCAUCGCAUGGGGGGCAGCAACGAGUCAUUGUCACCCUCGGAGGGCAACAGCAGUCGUAGUAGCAAUACACUGCGGCUGCAAAUGCACACGCCACCGGCCUCUGGACCGCCGAGUGGCCAGGACACUGGCAGCUACUUCCCGCCGACGCCGACGCGUCGCUCUGGAGGAGGUCAGGAGGGUCCUCUUGGAGGCAUCACUGCCACUCGAUCCGUCUCUCCUCCGCCAUACAGCGAGAGGACUUCUUCCACCCUCGCGGCUCCUCCUUUCACCUCUCGGGACUCUGGCAACUCUUCUCCCUCUGGCUCCCUAGGCGGGACAUCCGAGUCGGGCCACCGAGCUCGAAGGACAUCUGGUCGUACCCACAGGAUUGCCAGUAGCGUCUUUAGCGUUCUGGCCGACCUGCGUGGGGAGGGUAGUGGACAGGGGGAUCUUGAGUCACGACCAGCUCGCGCUCAGCGCAAUGCCUCUGAGCUCGAGUACGAGAGAUCGGUGAGCGCUAGUCGUGACAGAACCGGGACUUCAGCACAGCAGCAGCAACAGCAGCAGCAGCGAGCCAAUACAUGGGGUGAGGCUCUGGCAGGCUGGUGGUUUAGCAGUCCAGCAAGGUGAUGGAGGAGCUGUUUUGCCCAUAGCUUUGCUUUCUCUUCCUCCGCUUCUUUACCUAUGCUAUUUUAUGCGUGUCACUCGUACACUUCGAGGAGACUUUAAUACAUUGUACAUUGCUUCUCUAGAUGUGAUAUAUGCCACUAUACUGUUUGC